UUCGACGAUCUCAAAUCGCGUCGGGAUUGCUCGGUGCGAGCAUCGAAUAUUUGUUCGAUUUUUCCAUUUGACGACGUUUUGUGCUGUUUGAUUUUCAUAAUAGUUGGUGGGGGUUUCACGAUAUUUUAUUCCAGGAUUGUAAAAUAGAAUAACGAUGAUGUGAGAAUGGUUAUUGAAAUUAUAAUAAAAAUUUUAAACACUAUUUUUGGAAUAUGAUUUGUGAUUUAAAUAGUGUGGGUUGAAUUGUACUGGAUUUGAAGCCCAGUCAAGAACGGUUGAUUGAAACGAUAAAAACAAAAGUUCAAUUAAAGUUUUUGUAUUACGUGAUCGAUUGUUGUUUGGAUAAUCAGAGAUCAGCUCGAGAGCACCUAACCAACUUCAAAAUCAACGCACAAAAUUAGUUCCUCUCUUUUUCUCCCUAACACACGGUGCACGGGGUCAGGAGUUUUGACGCGAUAAGGAGACGGUGUUACCUGGGGGAGGUGAGAGGAUGGCGGACACGAGUCAGCAGGAGCUCUCGGAGCCGCAUACCAAUGGAGCAGUCGAUGGUCUCACUGAAGAAGAAAAAAGUAAAAUGCGACCCGCAGAUAUCGAUGCUGACAUGAGGGAAAUGGAACGAAGGAAGAGGGUGGAAAUGAUGAUGAACUCACGUUUGUUCAGAGAAGAAUUGGAGCGAAUUAUCGAAACACAGAUGAAAGAUGGAGGUGCAGGGCCAUCAGGACUUCUUCAACAAAUAUCCGAUAUGAUGGGAGCUCAAGGAGCUCGUUUUAACUCAAAUGUGUUCAAAAGCUCAAAUUGCGUGGUGCCUAUAAACGACAUACGAGGUGUUGAGAGCAUGGGUUAUGCUAAGGGUGAAAAAUUACUACGGUGCAAAUUGGCAGCAGUUUUUAGAUUGUUAGAUCUUUAUGGAUGGACCCAGGGAGUCGGAGGCCAUAUCACCGCUCGUCUUAAUCAAGAUCAAGAACAUUUCUUGGUUAAUCCUUACGGCCUGCUUUACCAUGAAGUUACAGCUUCAAGUUUGGUCAAAGUAGAUAUGCAAGGAGCGAUCGUUGAACAAGGAACUACGAACUUUGGAGUACAUGUCACAGGAUUCCAACUACAUUCUACUAUUCAUGCAGCAAGACCUGACAUAAAGUGCAUCAUCCACAUCACUACUCCGUCUGUCAUAGCUGUUUCUUCUCUAAAAUGCGGACUACUACCGCUUGGUCAGGAGAGUAUAGUGAUUGGAGAAGCAAGCACACAUCAGUAUAUCGGUGGUGUUUUUGAGCCAGAGGAGAAAGAAAAGAUAGCAAGAAAUCUUGGCCCAGUAAACAAGAUAAUGUUUUUAACAAACCGCGGUGCUCUGUGUUGCGGCGAAACUGUCGAAGAGGCUUUUUACAAUGUAUAUAACACCGUUCUUGCUUGUGAAACUCAGCUGAAAUUAAUGCCAGCUGGCUUAGAUAACCUUAACCUAGUCUCUGAAGAGUCUAGAAAGGCAAUUUUCGACGCUUCGAGAAAGCCGCCGGUACCACAACAGACUUCAGUAGCCGAACCGUCGCCUCUUGCUGAUAAACUUGAAAAACGUUGGAGGAUUGGAGGCACCGAGUUCGAAGCUCUCAUGAGAAUGCUUGACAACGCUGGAUUCCGCACCGGGUAUAUCUACAGAAAUCCAUUGGUAAAAGGAGAGCUUCCGAGACCCCGCAACGACGUCGAAGUACCCCCAGCAGUUUCUUCUUUGGGCUAUCUGCUUGAGGAAGAGGAACUUUACAAACAAGGAUUGUGGAAGGGAGGUAGAAAAGGAACAGAUAGAUCGCGCUGGUUGAAUUCUCCAAACGUUUAUCAGAAGGUUGAAAUAUUGGAAACUGGAACACCGGAUCCCAAGAAAAUAACAAAGUGGGUGGAUCAAAAUGCUGAGGAGUGGGUGACGGAUGGCUCGCCAACGCAUAGCAGUACCCCUGUCAAGAUUGAAAGUGCUCUGCAAUUUGUACCCAAGAAUACAAAUCCCAAGGAAUUCAAGCAGCUCCAACAGCAGAUUAAGGAUUACCGCCGUGCAGAUAAAAUAUCUGCUGGUCCGCAAUCCCAUAUCCUGGAGGGAGUUACUUGGGAUGAGGCAAAAAAGAUGCAGGAUGCUACCAUUAGUGCGACGGGCGAACAAGUAGUGCUAGUUGGAGCGGCUAGCAAAGGUAUAAUUCAACGAGGAUUCCAGCACAAUGCCAUGGUCUACAAAACUCCAUAUGCAAAGAAUCCAUUUGACGCUGUCACUGACCAAGAACUUGAUCAGUACAAAAAGGACGUGGAACGUAAACAGAAAGGAGAUCCUUACGACGAAUCGCAAUCUGAAUCCGAAGCUUUAUCAUCUUUUAACGUAAGCCGCGCGACUCACGAAUCUAGCAAUGCGAAAAGUCCAAUCCAAUCCCCCGUUUCUGUUACAUCAGAGACGGAGGAAGAGAGUAGAGAUGAACCACGAGUAUUACGAAUAGAAACGAAGCAGGUUCCAGUGCCAAGUCAGCCUGAGGUGGUUCUCAGUGACGAACCAGCAGAAGUUGCCACAAUCAACGAAUCUCCGCUGGUCCAACAGGCACAGAUUCAGAAUGCACAGCGACAAUCACAAAGUGUUAUACACCAAAAACUUGCAGUGGACGCAACGACAGAUUUCCUCAACGAAAUGAGACGUACGGCGGUCGAUCCACGAAAUGAUCUCAACAGACAAGGAGAAAACACAGUGAAUGGUGACCAUUCCGACGCACAUCACAGUACAUUUUCCCAGAGCAGCAAAGAGGGUUCCAUGUCGCAGGAUGUGAGCGUUAGCGAGGAAUCACCAAAAAAAGAGAAGAAAAAGAAGAAGGGACUCAGGACGCCUUCCUUCCUCAAGAAAAAGAAGGAGAAGAAGAAAUCCGUCGAGGCGUAGGUAGUUUGACUUUGGACACUGCCACAACACAAAUUAAAUUAUAAAUAAAAGUGAAACACAAAAUCGAAGUCGAAGUAGUAAGAAAUGAUGAAUAAACGAACAAAAGAAAGAAAAAAUAAUUACAAUUUAAAUAAAUCGAAUACCGCCUGCAACAAAGCAACAAUCACAACAGCAUUUUUCCAGGACUCAAGACUGCCAUCACAUUACGUCGUCUUUUAAGGAAAAAAAAAUUAAAUAAAUAAAUAAAAAUAACUAUAUAUUCUAUUGUUAAUGUUUUUACUUUUAUUUGUUAUAAGUGUUGCGCGAUAUUAUAAUCUACAAAAGAAGAAAAUAAAAAUAAUGAUAAUAAUAAUAAUAAUUAUAACAACAAUAAUAAUGGCGGUUAUUAAUUAACCAAAAAAAAUAUUUAACUAUAAACACACAACAGUAAUCUGUUUUAUUAGUUAAUUAAAGAUACAAUCGAUUUAUACUUGUAAACAAUGAAAUGAUUUUUUGCAAAUAUUGUUUAAACGGAAAAUUGAAGAAGUUUGGGGGGGGGGGGGGGAGGAAAAAUUAAAUAAGCAUGAUGAUAAUUGAUCGGCUUCUAAUAAAUGAUAUGAGAAAAAAGAUAUUUUAUUUUACACAAUCAUAGAAGAAGAAAGAGGAUAAAAAAUUUAUCUAUUACACGAAAAUUUUUAUCACACAACAUUGAUAAAUAGAACGCGAUUCUAUCAACACCAUUUAUUUAUAAUCGCAAAAAAACGAGUGAAAUUGAGAAAUUUGAGAAAAAAGUAAUUUACAAAAUAUAAGAGAUAGGAGAUUUUAAUCAGAUAACAGAGUCGCGACUUGCGCUCUUCUAGACUUAACGAUAGUAAAAGGAUAUUCCUGUAAUUGUGGCAAUGCGGUGUCGCUUGAUAGAAAAAAACUAAUUUGCUUGGUGAUGAGAGAGGAUCAUACAGCUAGUAAAGGCCAUCUGUCUUUUAUGUUUUUUUCCGUAGAUAUAAAAUUUUCUAAUCAUAAUAGAUGGCUAUAAAUAGCUGUUAGUAACUCUGACCCACCUGUCUACCUCGGCAAAACCGCGUUUUCUAUGUACCUUGAUUAAUUGAAAAGAAAAAUUUAUACUUGUCCAAUAAUUAAUUUAUCGUUAUUAUUCGGCUUCAAUUAUGCAAUUCGCUAUCUACCUAUGUAAUAAUUAGAGAUUAAUGUCCGGAACUCGUAAUUCGUAUUAUAUAAUAAUUAUGUAUAACUUAACCAAUAAGCUGCCUCGCGCGUUGUUAUUAAUUUAAAAAAAAAAGAAAAGAAAUGAGAAGAAAUUUUUCAAAUUCAAUUUCAAACUCGCCUUAAGCGUUAUACAUUUAUAACAACCAAACAAAAAAGCGAUGAUAUCUCAAUGAUAAAAAAUAUCACAACGCCGUUCAUUAUAAAAGUAAGUUCAUCCAAUUCGUCGAGAAAAAGAUGAUAAAGAAUUUCAAACGUGCUGCCAAGUUGUGUUAUAUUUUAACAUUGAUUCAUAUAAACAUUCGAUGCUAUCAUAGUUGUUAGUAAUUGAAUGAUAAAUUAUUGUAUGUAUAUGUAAUGAAAACAACUUGAUUAGUGCUACAACGCGUAAACAAGAAUUAAGAGUGUAUAGCGGUGGCUUGAAAAAAAAUUGAUAUGAUGGUGACAGGUACGAUUUUGCAGCUUUCCAAUUUUUAAUAAUAAAAAAAAAAUAUAUUAUAUAUAUAUUGCACGGAAGUACCCUAAUGAUCGACAAAAUUGCUCGUUUCUCUGUUGUUGUUCUUGUUCUUUUUAUUAUUUUUAUUAUUAUUAUUGUUAUUAUUAUUACAUUUCUAUUCCGUUUCUCUCUCUCUCCGUUUAAUGAUACUAUUUUAUUCUGCAUUGUCAAUAAUGUACCACAAUAUUCUUCAGAGUACGCAAUGAUGACAAAGCAGUAACGGGGGGAAAAAAGAAAUUGGAAUUUGAAUAAGAGCAUCACUUAUUGUUAGUAAUUUUAAUGCUAAUAUUGAUAAUGAUAAUGAUUAAAUCUUCUAAGCUUUCUUUGUACAGGAAAACAAAAAUGUAGGUAUAUUUAUAAAGUAUAGUAAUGCAACUUUAUAGAGUAAAAACGAAUACCUAAUUAAAGGAGAUGAUUGCGAAAAAUAACUGAUGUUUUUGUUUCCAGGAUUCAUUAUUUGUUUCUUUGUUUCAUCAUUGAAUAUUCCAAAAUGAAUUUUAACUUCACAAUUCUGCACACGAUUUGACCAUUAGUAAUGUUUGUUUUACAGAUUAAAACGCAAAAUUUCGUUAGGAUUUUCAGAUAGAAGAUGAAAAGAAAAUAAAACAGACUUGACGCGACGACAUGUGAAUCUAAUAAUCCAUGUAAUAUCACAGAAUUAUGUUAACGACUGUAUUAUUGAAUUAUAAUACGAUAUAUUAAUUGCAAUUUACUUAGAAUUGUAAUAAUUAAUGUUAAUAUAUUAUCAUAAUAUGCAUAUACAUAUAGAUUGUAUGAGUAUAAUUAUUGAAUAUUAUACAGAGGACACAUGUAAUUUCUAGUUAUAUGCGAUUCAUGCUGCGCUUUCUAUAAAAGAAGAAAACAAAAAAGUAAUAAUUUAAUCAAUUAUUAGAUAUUAUUAUUCAAUGAGAUCUAAGUUUUCGCAAAUUUGUAUAUUUUUUAUUUGUUUCUUUGAAAAGCAAGCAGAAUGAAAAAAAUCACAUGAAUAACGAGUGAAUAAAUGAUUAAUCAAUAACAAUAAUAUUUAAAAAUAAUAAUAAUGACGAUAAUAAUAAUUGUAAUAGCUAGUGAGAAUGCGAGAGUAAAGAAAAAAGUAAUUGAUUAAUUUAGCUUUUUUAACAUUAAAUCGCGUUAGAAGAAAAGCAUAACAUGAGAAAAUUAGAAUAGGUUCAAUUUACUAAAACCAUGCAAAACUUUCAAGUCUCCAAGUUCAAAAAUCAUAUUUUACAUUAUGAUAGUGAGCAUGCAACUCCGCACGAUCUCCAAUAUUUCUGAGGUAUAUUAUUUUCAGGUUCAAUUACGUUACCAACUGCAUAUAUCGCCUAUAACUCUAUUCUACCUCUGGGUUAUUGGUUUUCUUUCUCAAAUAUUCUAUCCACAUAUUCUGGAAUAUCCAAAUUCCAACAGUAGAUUCCUUGCAAUUGGUCUGCGGUACUUGGAACGCAUCGUUUGUACAUAAAAAGCCAUAUCACAUAAAAAUGGAAGAGAGGCAAACAAAAACGUAGCCCGUAGUGAUCCAGAGAGGUCGUUUCAAUCAGUAAAAUCUUAUAUUAAAUUUUACUAAUAAAAAACAAAAUUGAACCGACCUUGAUUAUCAGAAUUGGAAGAAGGAGCAUGGAUACUCAGUUUAUGGUAAAGAAAAAGGAAAAAUGUAAGCCAUGGUGAUGUCGUUGGGAUAUCCUCCAAUCUCUUAGCGUUAUGAGCGAAUGUGCAUGAUUCGAUGAAUUUCCAUUUCCUGAAUUAUUCUCAAUUUUUUUUUUCAAAAUUGUGAAAAAAUUCGGAAACAUCAACGAAUUCUAAAGAAGAUUUUUCGAGUGAAAAAUUCACUGCAAAGUUUUUUCUGCAUUUGGUCGUACAAGAACUAUAAACAGUGAUAUUUUCAACACAACACUCAGAAAAAUUAUAGGUUUAAAAAUAUGAUUUUUUUCUCUAGAAAUGUGUGCCGGCUCUAAAGCUUUCAAGCACUUCAAAAAUUGCAUGUUAUGAGUUUUUAGUUUAAAAAUUUAAUCCACAUAAUUUGAAAAAGUGAAUAGAAAAUCAACAUCGAUUUAUACGUUAGAGACUUUGAAACUUCGCGAUUUAUAUAGGGUAUAUAUUUUUUUUAUACACAUAAUUAUUAUAUCACCGUGUAGCACGAUUGAUAUAAACAAGUAAGAAAAAAGAGAAACGGUUCUUCAAAGAAGAAUUUAAAAGUGCUAUGACAUCCUCGUUCCAAAGAUAUGAUUGAUUUUUGAAUUUUUUCCCUUCUAAACUUAAAAUUCAGCAACGCAAAUUAGUUGCGCAUGUUCUCAACUCAUUUUUUUCUUCGAUCUCCAUGGAUUUUUUAAUCGAUGAAAUGUCUAUUAGUUACUAAUGGCUUAAUUAUCCGUGAUAACAAUUCAUAUACAUAUAUAGUUAUAUACACAACUAGUAAUAGAAUAUUUUUUUAUUCGAUUUUGGGACGGGGUUUAUUUUUUCUAUGGUCCAAAUAAUUAAUUAAAAAAUUGAAUAAAUUAGAUAACAUACUCUUUUGCAUCUUUCAAAUGAUUGAUUAUAAUGAGAAGCUUGUUUCACGUAUAUUAUAUAAAUAAUAACUUGGAAUUAGGAAACAGGAGAAAAAUAAAAGAAAA
Messenger RNA from Athalia rosae (coleseed sawfly), 7189 nucleotides. RefSeq names its product protein hu-li tai shao (gene hts). Gene Ontology annotation, cellular component: postsynaptic density; plasma membrane; cytoskeleton. NCBI's taxonomy places the organism in Eukaryota, Metazoa, Arthropoda, Insecta, Hymenoptera, Athaliidae. Gene Ontology annotation, molecular function: actin filament binding. The record is from RefSeq and is a predicted model, not a curated record. The transcript is spliced from 19 exons. The coding region runs from base 491 to 2887 and encodes 798 amino acids.